AUGGUUCAGCAACUUUCUCUUUCUAAUGAGGAAGAAGUGGCUCUCGCGCAGAUUUCCGGGUAUCGCUUCAAAAACAAAAGAUUGCUCGAAACUGCCAUCCAAUCGAGAGGCUCGAAUUUCCUUUGGCAGGGAAACGAGAGACUGUCAGUCGUUGGACAGACCACAUUGACCAUGUGCAUCGAGUUAAUUGGCUGUGCCACUGGCCGCGACAAGGGUGAGCAGCCCACAAUUACUGAUAUCGGAAUGGAUACGUCGAGACAGGAAUUGGCCUCCCGAGAGAGACUUAUACAAUUGGGACGGACCCUCGGCCUGGCGAAAUUUAUACGCCUCGGAAAUUCGUGCCCGGGAACAGUCGCACCGAGACAAAUGCUGUCGGCUGUGCAGGCGCUCAUAGCGGCCAUCUACCUGGACAGCAGUAUGGACCUUCAACAAACCAUGCACGCCCUGAAUCACAUGGGCUUGAUUUCGGGGACCUACGAUCAGGUCCUGCGUUAUGGCGAGUAG
Molecule: messenger RNA, 504 nt
Organism: Penicillium diatomitis
Lineage: Eukaryota; Fungi; Ascomycota; Eurotiomycetes; Eurotiales; Aspergillaceae
Exons: 2
Coding region: 1-504 (167 amino acids)
Biological process (GO): RNA processing
Molecular function (GO): ribonuclease III activity
Source: RefSeq, a predicted model, not a curated record